Sphaerodactylus townsendi is the source of this 1074-nucleotide messenger RNA. It is a transcript of the gene CRB3, whose product is annotated as crumbs cell polarity complex component 3. The record is from RefSeq and is a predicted model, not a curated record. Bases 228 to 560 code for a protein of 110 amino acids. The transcript has 4 exons. Lineage: Eukaryota; Metazoa; Chordata; Lepidosauria; Squamata; Sphaerodactylidae.
CCGCCGAGGGGGGAAGAGGAGCGCACCGUCGGGCCCCGCGCCCUGCUCCGGAAGGGUCCCGCGCAAGGGCAGGACUCCCACUUGGCGUGGCAGAACUUCACCGCGGCCGAAACGUUUUGGAGGCACCGGCCAGUGCAAAAGGUGUGCGUGGGCGUGGGACCGUCUUCGUUGGAGGGCUUCCAAGAGCUCUGCGUUUCCCCCUCUCCCGGCUGGAGGGGGGGAGGGCGAUGGCAGGGUCCGGCCAGCUGGCAUUCCUGGUGACCAUCUCUCUACAGUCCCUCCUUCCCUCUGUGCUUGGCCAAGCCACAAACAGCACAGUGGAGCCCACGUCGACCUCUGCUCCGUAUCGCCUUUCGAGCUCGGAACUCGCUGCAGCCAUUGCUGUCCCGGUUGUCUUUUUUGGGCUGCUGCUGAUCGGCCUCUUGAUCUUCAUGGGACUCAAGGUCCGGGAGAAGCGCCAGACCGAAGGCACCUACCGGCCAAGCAGCGAGGAGCAGGUGGGUGCCCGCGUGGUGACGAAUUCCAACCUCAAGCUGCCUCCUGAAGAACGACUCAUCUGAAGCGGGGAGCGAGCGCUGCUCUGGGGCGAUACUUUGCGCCGAGCCUCUUGGGACUUAAAAAGCGAGACGGAUCUUCUGGCUGCAAACUGCCCUCGAAGAGAAAGAUCCCCAUGGCUGUUGAGGGGCUUUGGAGGAAGCCGAGUGCCGGCUGCUGUCGCUUGACACACCGGCAAACUCAGAUCUCUUUUCUGCCUGCUUGUCGAACAGAGAUGGCUAGCUGGUGCCAACUGCCUGGUGCGGGACUCUCCUUUCUUUGUGCCGCACGAAAUGAAGAACUCUCCUCUCUGCCGGUGGAUUGUGCAGGGUUGCUGCUGGAGCCAGUGCUGGUGAUGGCUUUGCGGGUCUAGGAAAGCAUGCUGGAGUUGCCGUGUGGCUUUCUGAGGCUUGCCACUGGUGGUCUGAUGCGUGUGUGUGGGGAAGUGGGGGUCAGAGUUGUAUAUUUAAUUUUUUUUUAAAGCAAGUGGAUUGCACUAUGCCUUGAAGGGUGACACUAUUUAAUAAAAAAGAAAACGCA